Cucurbita maxima (winter squash) is the source of this 1767-nucleotide messenger RNA. RefSeq names its product vacuolar-processing enzyme. The coding region runs from base 60 to 1541 and encodes 493 amino acids. Gene Ontology annotation, biological process: vacuolar protein processing. The transcript has 9 exons. Lineage: Eukaryota; Viridiplantae; Streptophyta; Magnoliopsida; Cucurbitales; Cucurbitaceae. Gene Ontology annotation, molecular function: cysteine-type endopeptidase activity. The record is from RefSeq and is a predicted model, not a curated record.
AAAGAAAUUUUUGUGAUCAUCAUUCAUACCAAGCGUAUAGCCCAAGUUUUCCGCAAAUCAUGGCUAAAAUCUCCACCGGAGCUUUGCUCCUUUUCUUUUUCCUCGCCGUAAUCGGCUUGGCUUCCGGUGGCCGGGAUCUUCCUGGAGAUUUUCUGAGGUUGCCGUCCGAGGCCUUGAAUUUUUUUCGCGGAGGAGCCUCCGAUGCUAGCGACGAGGACUCCGUGGGAACGAGAUGGGCCGUUUUGAUCGCCGGUUCGAAUGGAUACUGGAAUUACCGGCAUCAGGCUGAUAUUUGCCAUGCUUAUCAACUAUUGCGGAAAAAUGGGCUAAAAGAUGAAAACAUCAUUGUUUUCAUGUACGAUGACAUUGCCUUCAAUCCGGAGAACCCAAGACCUGGGGUCAUCAUCAACCAUCCACAGGGUUCUGAUGUUUAUCAUGGAGUCCCAAAGGAUUACACUGGUGAGGAUGUUAACGUGAAUAACUUUUUUGCUGUCAUUCUUGGAAACAGAAUUGCUCUUACGGGGGGUAGUGGGAAGGUUGUUGACAGUGGUCCUAAUGAUCAUAUUUUCAUAUACUACAGUGAUCAUGGUGGCCCUGGUGUUCUUGGGAUGCCUACUUAUCCCUAUAUGUAUGCUGAUGAUCUUAAUGACGUUUUAAAGAAGAAGCAUGCUUCUGGAUCCUACAAAAGUCUGGUAUUCUAUCUUGAAGCUUGUGAAUCGGGAAGUAUCUUUGAAGGCCUUCUUCCCAAAGGUUUGAACAUUUAUACAACCACCGCAUCAAAUGCUUAUGAGAGCAGUUGGGGUACUUAUUGUCCAGGGGAUUAUCCUAGUCCUCCACCAGAGUAUGAUACUUGCUUGGGUGACUUGUACAGUAUUUCUUGGUUGGAAGACAGUGAUAAUCACAAUUUGAAGACGGAAACUUUACGCCAACAAUAUGAACUGGUGAAGCAAAAGACGCUAAAUGCCAAUUAUGCUUAUGGUUCUCAUGUCAUGCAAUAUGGUGAUCUAACGCUCAGCAAGGACGCUUUGUCCUCAUAUCUGGGUACUGAUCCUGCUAAUGAGAACAAUACUUUUGUCGAGGAGAACUCUUUGAGGCCAACAGCAAAAGUUACCAAUCAGCGUGACGCUGAUCUUGUCCACUUUUGGGAAAGGUUUCGCAAAGCUCCUGAAGGCACCACCAAGAAAGUUGAAGCUCAGAAGAAGUUUGUGGAAGCAAUGGCCCACAGAGUUCAUAUCGACAACAGUGUGAAGCUAAUUGGAAAGGUGCUAUUUGGAAUUGAAAAAGGUCCUGAGGUGCUCAAUGCCAUCCGACCCACCGGACAACCCCUUGUCAACGACUGGGACUGUCUUAAGGAUAUGGUCAGGAGCUUUGAGGCACGCUGUGGAUCCCUCUCCCAAUACGGAAUGAAACACAUGAGGUCCUUCGCAAACUUCUGCAAUGCUGGGAUCAGCAAGGAGCAGAUGGCGGAGGCUUCGGCGCAAGCUUGUGUAAGCGUCCCCUCGGGUCCAUGGAGUUCUCUGCACAAGGGCUUCACUGCUUGAUGAUGAUGAAACCAAGCCCCACUUAUCUGAUUUGAAAGUACGCUUCUAUCACCAUUGUUUAUAUCAAAUGUAUUCAAAAUGGAUCCAGAAUGGUUAUUUGUAAAUACAACCACAUGGCAUCAUGUAAGAAAAAGAAACAAAGGCAUAUAAGAAGGGUUAUUGCAUUGCUGUAUUGCAUCUGUUUAUAAGAAAUGAAACUUUACUGAUUUCAACUAGAGGUUGGCCU